AUGGGCAAUCGGGAGCCGACGGAAGCCGAAAAAAUUCGAGAAGCUCUGGAGAACUUCGACGCUCCGAGAUUUCGUCCGCCUGAAGAAGCGAGACUUUUGAAGAAUUACAGCGCGCAGUUUUCGCCUUUGGAGACGCCGCCGCCGAUUGCGGAAGGAUCGCCGAUGAUGGCGGCGUCGUCGUCGUCGCCGAUUCGCGGCGAUAUGGAAUUUCCGCCGAAUUUGCAAUCAUUCGCCGAUGUCGACGAUUCGAUGCCGGCGAAUUUGGCUGGAAAUGAUGGAGGCGAGUUGAGGGAUUUGGAUCGAUUCAAAAUGGACUUGCCGUCGGAGAUUUAUCCCGACGAUCCGAUGCCGAGAAUGAUUCAGACGCCGCCGAUGAACUCGCUGAAAUUCAAUCUUGGCGAGAAUAUCGCCAACGAUAUCGACAAUGGAUUGAUGGCGGGACGACCAGCGGCGGAUAAUUCGAAAUUUGAUGUUGAUGAUGUCACACGGGACUUAGGAAAUAUUCGAUUUGAAAACCAGCAAAAUACAAUCCGCGAUUCUCAUUUAUCGUCGUCGGACGACUACAACAGUCGCGAAAUAUGUGCGCAAUGUCGAGCCGAAGACGAUUAUAUGGAUCGAUUGCGACGAAAAGCUGACGAGGAGAGGCGAAAAUACGAGGAGAUGAUGAGAAGGGCGAAAAUCUACGAUCACGAGAUGCACGAGAAGGAAGCCGCGUUCAAAAAGGAAGAAGCUGAAAGAAAUGCGGCGUUGAGGGAGCACAUCGAUCGCGUCAACGCCGAAUUGAUCGAAUUGAAGCGAAAUCGAACAAAAUCGCCGCCGCAAGAGAAUUACAUAUUUCGACACGAGUCGCCACGCGCGCGACUCGACGAAACGCGACGACGUCAAGACGCGUAUCGCGCCGAAUUGGAUCGUCAGGUCGAGGAGAAGCGCGUUCGGCGAAUCGCCGAAUUCGAGACGGCCGAAGCGUUGGACGCGAUGAGUAACGCGCGUGCGGCGCUCGAGUUUGCCAACGCGCGCGAAGCCGAGAGGAAGUCGGCGGAGCACGCGAAGGAAUUGGCGAGGAAGCAGCUCGAGUUUCAGAACUGGUUGUGGUGGGCCGAGCGACCCGAUGAGCAUGGUUGGAGGGAUGCCAGAAUGCGGAGCAUGACGCACACGAAUCAAGUCGAGCGAAAUGUGAUUAUAAAGGAGUCGAUUGGCAAACUCGAGGACUUCAAAUCGCGUCAAUCGCACGAUGAUCAGGCGAUGCGCGAUCUCCGCCGCGCGAAAUACGAUCGAAUUCGCGAGCAGCUUCACGAGAACUCGAAAAUGAUGUACCCGUUGACGAAGACCGAGAGUCGGCCGAUCAUUGUGCAGCCGGAUCCGCGAGUCGAGGCGGCGUGGCGAGAGGCGCACGAGAAGUACGACAAAAAGUUCCGUGUGCUUCAGGAGAACCCGAUGCGCAGCAUCUCGGGAACGGCUCUCGAUGGUCCGACGACGUCGACGCAUGCGACGACGUCUUGCCGACGAUGCGCCCGGUGUGCAAGGCCGCUGGAGCGCAAGAGCACGUUUACGGUGCAUCGCGGCGAGACCAUUUUACCGAACACGUUUAAUAAUUGA
Caenorhabditis bovis is the source of this 1596-nucleotide messenger RNA. The record is from the annotation of a GenBank genome assembly. NCBI's taxonomy places the organism in Eukaryota, Metazoa, Nematoda, Chromadorea, Rhabditida, Rhabditidae.